This is a messenger RNA of Chlorocebus sabaeus (green monkey), 2230 nucleotides long. It is a transcript of the gene MORN5, whose product is annotated as MORN repeat containing 5. NCBI's taxonomy places the organism in Eukaryota, Metazoa, Chordata, Mammalia, Primates, Cercopithecidae. The record is from RefSeq and is a predicted model, not a curated record.
UUCGGCUCCGCCCACCCCUCCAGGUUGUCAUAGUGAUGCCGUUUCCACUGAGUCUCCGGAUCCUAACAGCUGGAAGCUAAAAACAGGCUCCAUGGAGUACACAGGGAGCAAAUAUAUCGGGGAAUAUGUAGAUGGGAGGAUGGAGGGCAAAGCCAAGUACAUCCUCCCUACUGAAACAAUAUAUGUUGGGGAAAUGAAGGACGGUGUGUUUCAUGGCGAAGGAACUCUGUACUUCCCCAGCGGGAGCCAAUAUGAUGCUGUUUGGGAAAAUGGAUUGGCCAUAAAGGGCACAUACACCUUUGCAGACGGGCUGCGCUAUGAUGAGAAGAACUGGCAUUACUGCGACGGCUAUGAUCGGAGGUUUUACACAGAAAUCCUCAAUGGCCUGAAGCCUGCAGGUAUGGCUCAACUCACCAAUAUGGACCCACCUAGAAAAAUACCCAAGGGCUAUUACGAUUGUGGAGACGGCUUCUAUAACCCCAUCACGAGGGUAGUCAAGGACUACAGGAACCGCUUUCUGAGAAACGCAGGUAGGUUUCUUUCGACACUGCAACUCUUUUUCUCUUCAUCCACAUAUAAGUAUGUGCAUCUGUAUGUACAAAUGUAUGCACACACUUGAUGAGAAAAAAGCUUUUGCUGAUGAAAGACAAAAAUUGAUUACCUGGAUGUUUUAUCUUGUGGACUUCUCAUGGCAAAUCUGUACAUAGUACUAGAGGGAGGUAAAAGGACAUUCGUGGUCUAGCUGUGAUGGCACAUAAAUGUCGCACUGAAAGGAUUAAGGUACUUAUUUUUGCAUGCAUUCCUUCGAUUUUAAUGGGCACCUACUAUAUGCUAGACAGUGUGCUUGGUGUUGGGGAAAAAGCAGAGCAAAGCUGGACACAGCCCCCCUUCCUUGUGGAGCUUGCAUUCUAAAGGUGGCAGCGUAGUACUAGAAACAGUUAAUUGCAUCAUGGAACAAACACAAUGAAGGGCAAAACAUGGUCCUGCAGGGAAGGGAAAGUAGGGGCCCCAGAGAGGUGGGACAGAUGCUGUGGGAGCACAAAGAAGGGGUAUCAAAUCCCGAAGUGGUAAGUCAGAGGUUUCAAGGAGGAAAUGACUUCUAAGCUAAGACCUGAAGAAUAACUGGGAUUUGACCACAAGGCUUGGGGACAGGGUUUCCCAUCAAGAGGAAAUGGGACAGGCAACAACCUAGAGGGGAGUGAUCCCUUGAGGUCCAAGAAGGUUGGUUCAUCUUUUAGUCAGGGGAGUAGGUACCUUGGAGGAUCCAGAACCUCAGUUUGGUGAGUCAACACAAGGCUGAUCAGACUGAGAAGAACCCAUUUGCAGUGACCACACUCACAGGAGAUCAAUACACAAAUAAUAGGAACAUUUUCCUUUAAUGCAGUGAUUCCUAACCUUACCCUUUUCUGAAGUCACACUCCCGCUAGGAGUAUCAAAAGAUAUGGACCCUCUUGCUAGAAAAAUGUCCAUGCAUGCACACACACAAGCACACAUGUGCACACAUGUGCCCACACGCACGCACGCGCGCACACACACACACACACACACAUUUUGCAGAUAGCCUUAAGGGAUGAAUGGUCCCUCUAAAGACCCAGAUCAAGAAACCUUGCUCUAUAAUGAGAAAGAAACUUCCAGGUAGACCAGACCAUCUGUGCUGGUAGAUGACAGCAUCAUCUUCCUAUAGGGAAAUUUACUCAGUAAGUCAGUGAUGACCAGAAAGCUGCCUUGUGGGGCUAGAAUAAGAGCAAGGAGAAUUGUCAGCUGAUCCUAUGACUGGAAUCCUGGAGCUAAGACACCCCUAACCCAUUGGAUGCUACUGGAGGAACAUGGUAAAUGCUCACACUCCAAGUCCCCCGGCUCACAUUUCUUCAAUGACUUCCCUUUUCCAUUUGCACAAUGCACUACUCUGUAGCAUGCUAACUCUGCUGGGUGCUAAUACAUUUACCAUGAAGUUUCUUAGUCAAAUAAGAUAGGGAGAUAUUGCCCUAAACAAUGCUAACCAGGCUUAUUUACUGCAGAACUUCUCAGGGCCUUUAAUAUGCUAAUAUACUUUGUACUUUUCCUUCAUGGCACUUAUUUCAACAUAAUUAAAUGUAAUUAUUUGCUUAAUAUCGAUCUCUCCCACUAGACUGUAAGAUCCGUGUGAGAAGGAACUCUGUAUUAUCUUGUGUCAGUAAGAGUUCAGUCAGAAAAAUGGAAAGAGGCCUGGCGUUGUGGCUCACGCUUGUAA